Messenger RNA from Penicillium brevicompactum, 906 nucleotides. RefSeq names its product rRNA-processing protein RRP15. The transcript has a single exon. The record is from RefSeq and is a predicted model, not a curated record. Gene Ontology annotation, biological process: maturation of 5.8S rRNA; maturation of LSU-rRNA. NCBI's taxonomy places the organism in Eukaryota, Fungi, Ascomycota, Eurotiomycetes, Eurotiales, Aspergillaceae. The coding region runs from base 1 to 906 and encodes 301 amino acids. Gene Ontology annotation, cellular component: preribosome, large subunit precursor.
AUGCCUCCUGGGUUUUCCAAGAAGCGCAAGGUUCUUGAUGGCCUCAAGGGCGAGACCGGCCGCAAGAAGAAGUUCACAAAGCAGCGCUUCUACCACAGCAGCUCCGAAGAUGAGGAAGACGACGACAAGUUCAAUGCCGUCAGCCUCGGCGACUCCGACGAAGAAGAUGGAGGCGUCAAAGUGAAGAAGCCCUCGGCUCUCGAUCUCCGCAUGAAGAAAGCAAAGGAAGCCAAGGAAGCACCCGCACCGCAACCGAAAAAAUCAGAUGACAGCGAGUCCGAUUCCGCCGACGAAGAAGAGAUCGAGCUAGGAUCCGACGACCUCGAGGAUGAUGACGACGACGAAAAUGAUGCCUCUGGCUCUGACGAAGACGUUUCCGAUUCUGCUCCUUCCGAAAAAGGUGCCAACCGUGGCCGCGCCGUCCCCAAGCGCAACGACCCUACCGCAUUCUCUACCUCCAUCUCCAAGAUUCUGUCUACCAAACUCCCUUCAUCCGCGCGGGCUGACCCCGUCCUCUCGCGAAGCUCGUAUGCCUCCAAACUUGCUGCUGAGGCUGCGGAUGAUAAGCUCGACAAGGCCGCGCGCGCCAAGAUGCGCGCCGAGAAGAAGGAAGAGCUAGACCGUGGUCGAAUUCGUGACGUGAUGGGUGUCAAGAGAGGACUUGCAGGUCCUGUGGCUGAGGAGGAAAAGCGUGUGCGCAAGAUGGCUCAGCGUGGUGUGGUCAAGCUGUUCAAUGCCGUGCGCGCAGCUCAAGUCCGCGGUGAGGAAGCCGCCAAGGACGAGCGCAAGAAGGGCACAAUUGGUAUGGGAGAGCGCGAGAAGGCCGCUAAUGAGGUCAGCAAGCAAGGAUUCCUUGAGUUGAUCAAUGGAAAGAAGGGAAAGCCUUUGAACAUCGAGGAGGCUUGA